This is a messenger RNA of Thrips palmi, 5935 nucleotides long. RefSeq lists its product as uncharacterized. Gene Ontology annotation, molecular function: protein binding. The record is from RefSeq and is a predicted model, not a curated record. Lineage: Eukaryota; Metazoa; Arthropoda; Insecta; Thysanoptera; Thripidae.
GCUGGAAGCUGGAGUGUCAUGGCGGACGGGAACGGAGCUGAGCAUUGAGACAUUUCAUUCAGUUUGUUUAUUCAUCGCAGCGUCGCAGAAAGCCGGAGAGACAGCGAGCGCCGUGCCUGCCAGGGGGGCCGUGCCUGGGGCGGCACACAUGCCAUGGCAUCCGAGGAGGGCUCGGGGCCUGACCCUGAUGCGGAGUCUGCGGAGUCCGUCGAGGGCCGCCAGCGCGGCCAGGACGCGGACCCGGAAGCCAGCCAGGAAGCUGGCCAGGAUGCUGGCCGAAAUGCUGGCCAGGGCGCUCGCCCGGAAGCUGGCCAGGACUCAGUCGCAAGCCAGGACGCAGAAGCAAGCCCGGACGCUAGCCAGGACGCUGACCAAGACGCUGGCCAAGAUGCUGGCGAGGAAGCUGACCCGGAGGCUGACCAGCGCCCUCAUCAGGAUGCUCACCAGGACGCUCAUCAGAAAGCUGACCCGGAAACUGACCGAAACGCCAGCAGAAGCGCCAGUAGGAGUGCCAGCAGGAGUGCGAGCAGGAGCGCAAGCGCGAGUGUAGACGCCAGCCCUGACGCCAGCCCUGACGCCAGUCAGGACUCGCACCCUGCUGUCUCGCACGGCGGCGACGAGGUGGGCGACGACGAGUCGCAGAGCUCUGCCAGCGGCCGGGAUCGAUUGGACAACGACAAGGACAACGAGGACCUGACCGAGGAUGGCGAAGGCGCUGCAAGCAGUGACGAGGACGAAGCCUUCUCGCCGAAAAAGCUGCGAAGUGGCCGCCGGCCGGGCGCGAACCCGGGCACCAGGGCGCGCCGUGGUCUGCGAGGCCGAGGCCUGGGCAAGGACGUCGAGAUCAAGCAGGAGGUCGUCAGCGAGGACGAGUCGGAGGACGAGGGAGACCUCGGACUGCGGUUAGGCUUCGGAAUCCUCCAAGACCUGCUGGGUACAAAUUCUACUUUUCUGCACUACCCAGAAUCGAAAAAAGGAAUGGUUGAUUACCAUGAUGUGAUAGAGAAUCCCAUGUGGUUUGAAGAAAUUCAAAGACGCUUUGAAAAUAAUGAGUACACAUCGAUAGUUGAUUUUGUUAAGGAUGUAAGACUUUUGUUAUUGAAUGAGUAUAGGUACUUUGGCCCAAAUGAAGUGAGAACAAAGCGAGCACUUCGAAUUGAACAAGUUUUAGAAUAUAAAUUAGCUGGUUUACCAAAGGACCUGAAACCUCUAUGUUCAUUGAUGGCAACUCAUGGCAUUGAAACAAAUGAAGGUGAUGAGGAUGGACCAAUCUUGCGUAAAACUGGUGACUUCACAUCGCACCUUCUUGCAAGUGUAUCCGGAGAAAGAGCAGAGAGAGAAAAACGAAAGAAGGACACUCUCAAUGAAAUCAGACAGUUGGACAAGGAAGGUAUAGGCAAAGAUAUAUUGAAGUGGGAAGUCGAGGUUCUACUUGCUCCACCAUUCAUCACUCAAAUGAGGACCUUGUGGGAGCUUCCCCUCAUCGGCCAUCUCAUUCAACUAACAGUGCAAGUUCUCUGCAUAGAGCAAGUACCACAGUAUGAAGUUGAGCGCAUGUUUCUGAUGCCUCAAGCAUCUAAAAGUCUUGCCAUUCUUAUGACUUCCCUUCUGAGCUCACCAAUUCAGAGACCUAAACUUCAACAUCUUCCACCAAUGCCCUAUUCUUUAUGGAGCAGAAAACUUGCACAAAGAGUAGCUGUGUGGUACAAAAUGUUUCAGACAAGGAAUCAAGAUUGGUCCAAGAUAUUUGAAUUGUGUGGCAUUGAGAAAGACUUCUGGAGCAUUUUGGGUGACUGGAAUCAGUUAGAAGAUUACGAGUUCCAUGAACUCAGCUUUCAUCAACGAGUUUGGCUAGUCAAAAGCCUAUGUGAUUAUCAAGUUCACAAUCAUAAAACUAUGCAGGAUGCUUUGGCUGAACACACUCAACAGCAGCAAAACAGUCAGCUCCUCGGAGAGGAUCGCCAUGGGAGACAGUACAUACAUUUCCCUCAAUUUUGCUCAGCUCCAAGCUUGUGUACGUGUGUACGAGUGUACCGGUGUGUGAUACCCACAGAAAUGCACCGUUUUCCGGACUCGUCUGAAGAUGUUUCGUUUGUAAAUGUGAGGACUGGACGGGGAGAUUUUUUACCAACCUGGCUGAGAGGUCGAGGAAGGGGCAAGGGGAAGAGCAGUAGAGGGAAGGCGUCAAAGAAGAAAAAAGGAAAUGAUAUCAAUAAUCGCAAGUUCUUAUCUCGACUUGUGUAUCGCAUGCCUAAUGGGAUGCGCAUCAGGGGGAGAAAAAAGAGAGGGCUUAAUAGAGCCUCUUGUGGGGCCGCUCAACCCCUCCAACAGGAACAGAAAUCUGAUAUGUCUCCGUCUGUGAAAGAACCUGUUGAUGAUAAUCCAAGUGAUCCAGAAGACAAAUCUGUUUGUCCGGAUGUACAGGAGCAGGGCAGAAGGGUUACAAGACAGACUCGGUCAAGAAGACAUACAUCUCAGGGUUUUUAUGGAGAAUGGAGUGAUAGUGAAAGUGCAUCAACCCCAUCACCGGGCAGUUCCGUUUCAAAAAAAGUACGUCAGUCAAAGAGAAAAUGUGCAUCAGUGUCAACAAAUGAUGAAAACUCUUCGAGCAACAGCCUCAAACUGAAGUUGAUGGCGGGUAAUGAGGCCAGCAGAGGUCCUGCUUCAAAACAAAGUGAAGAGUUAGGAAACAGUGAAGAUGAAGACAUUACCAAGUCUCCUGAUGCCCAUGAAGAUGACUCCAGCAAUGACUCUGGCUGUGGGGAAGAGGGAAGCAGUAGGGCUUGGACAAUAUCAGCACCCUCUGAAAAGAUGAUGGACUGUGGAGACGACUCCGAGGAUGCAGAUGUAGAUGGAGAUGAAGAUGAAAAAGAUGACAAAGAUGACCAAAACUCAGUGAAAAAAGAAGAAAGCUUAUUUAAUUUGUCUGAUGACCUUCCAUGGAUUCCAGCUGAUGGUAAAUCUGACAACAAGAACAAACAAAAAAGGCCACAUUUUAAUCCAGAGGGUAUGCUUUUGGGGGCUGAACACUUUGAACUUGUUGCUGACUCUGUGCAAGUAAGAGACCUCAUUGACAGUCUUUGUGAGGAAGAUGACAAUGUAGGUCUGCUUCAGAGACUUAAAAAAUCGGUAUCAUCUACAAAACCUGUGUGUGAGGAAAAGUUGGCAAAUAAACUUGAAGAAUUAAUUAAUGAAGUUAGCUCUCUGGAAGUAAAGAUGGAAUCAAAUGCCCAAAAAUUAAGAUGGAAACUCUAUAAAGAAUGGGAUGACUUCCAGAAAAAGCAAGAUAAUGUUAAAGAUGAGGCUGAGACCUACUGGUUAAAAGUCCUUCAAUCUGGAAUGGACGCUGCUCCAUCCGAAGUCAAAGUUGAGAUAAAAGAAGAGAAAUCUGAGAGCUUCAUACCCAGUGAAUCACAUCAAAUUGAAAAACAUGAGAAGCAAGAUCAGAGUUUAGAUAAUGUUGAUGAUGAAGAAUCUCAGACAGGGUAUGACAUUCGACAUUCUUUAAGAGCAAAGAAACCUAAAGUUGAUACUCCUCAGCAUGUCUGGCUGAAUAGUGACUCAGAGGAUGAGUCAAGUGAUGAAAUGCAAGACGAUGUUUGGGAAAUGCCAGGAAGGAGGAGAAAAAAGAAGACUAAUGGGGGUCGGUCUCGAAGAAAAGAGGCUAAAUCAGAUGAUGAAGGAGAUAAAGCUGCUACCAAGAAGACAAAUGACAAACCAGUUGGAGUCGCGAGGAAUUUUUCAUUUGAACCAUGUAGUUCUGAUAAGGAAGCUAGUCAAGACGAAGGAGGAAAAAAUCCAGUUUCAAUGGAAAGUGGCCAACAAAAAUUGAAUCAGAAGAUGCUGCCAAAUAAGCUUACUCUUGAUAAGGAGGGUAACAUGUUCAUUACUUUAGGCUGUGGUACCAGAGUCCAUCUGAAGAAAGAUGAAGAAGGAAGAAUAAUGGUGCCUGAAGGGCAUGAAGGAUUGUCCAUGAUACAAGGGAAAACAUUAGAGCAACUGGUUGGAUCGGGUAAAGUUGUUCAAAAUAAAAAACGGAAGCCUAAAAAAGCCCCACAAACCAGCAAGUCCAAUGCAUCUGAUAAAGUACUCUACCCAGCAAAACGUUCGACAACUUUGUUCCCAGCAGUGGCCCCUGGUGAUAUUGUGCAGGCAAAGGAAUGGAUGCCUCCAGUUGGCCAAAACAAUAUUCCGCUCAAAAGUACAAUUAAAGUGCAGGGAGUAACAAGCAUUCAGGCUAAGGAAUGGACACCUCCAUUGGACAAGAAAUUGUCCUCUGUUCCCAUUUCUGCUUCUGGUGGAAGUGCAGCUCAGCCUCUGGUCAGAACAUACGCAAAGCACAAAAAUGCAACAGCAAAGCCAAUGAAUGUAAACAAAGUUACAAUACAGCCUCAAAUAAAAAAGAAAAGUGAACCUGCAGAUGUUGUGGUUUUGAGUGAUGGCAGUGAUGACAGCAUAGAAGUUUUAAAUGAAACUGAGCCUAAAAGCUCAAAGACAAGGGUUGGACCAAGGAUUGAGUCAGUGAUAGGAAAUGCGAAUGUCAAUUCAUUUGCAUCGAAACCUUUGACUAAGUCCGUCACCAUGACUCCUGUCACUAAGCCAAGAGCGGGAACGCCCAAGAAAAAUGCAUGGAGCCCAGUGAUCACGAACACUGUCAGCUUAGAGCCAGUACCCUCUUCAAGCAGAGUUCCCGCUCCUGGUGCGCCACAAGUUGUUAUAACUCCAGCUAAGAAUGUUCCAGCCAGGAGGAAUCUACAACAGGCAGGUGCCCUCAACCAACAAAGGCCUAGUGAGAAUUUUGUGACUGUCAGUGCAAUUCCCAUGCGACAACCACAGCCUCAGUUUGUUCCAAUGAAUCAGAUGGUGUCUAUUAACAAUAGUUUCCAACCGGUAGCCCAAGUUGUGGGCAUGAACAACCAGCAAUACUUAGUGGCCAACGGCGCAUACCCUCAGAUGGGCAACCCCUACCUACUGAAUGCUGCUCCCACAUACCACUAUGUUCCUGUCACUGCGGCACCCCCAGUGCCGUUGCCAUUACCUGUUAGUGCAUUUGAUGUUGGUUUACCCCCAGGACUUACGGGCCAAAUAGUUUUAGCAAAUGGAGACAACAACCAGUUUUCGUAUGCUUUUAAGCUGGAUGAUGGAGGUUUAAUAUUUCUCACCAAUGAACAAGUCAGUAAGAUAAGAGCUGCUAACGGAGGGAAGUUAACAACUAUGGUGCAGUUCCAAACUCAUUAGCAUUUGUUCUUUAUCUGAAAUCUACUUAAUUUUCAACAUUAUAGAUUUGCUAUAAUUCUUGCUUGAACUCAAGCUUUCUGUGAUCUCCCCUAUGGAAUUAUGUCAGUUUUUUCUUUACUUUGAAUGAGAAAAGACAGUGGUUUUGAUUAUGUGUAUUGAAUUUAUGUGAAGGUUUUGCGAUGUGAAAAUGUGAAUAUGGGCAUGACAAAUUUACCAGUGUAUCUUUCUGUGUUUUAAAUGCUAUAUGAUAAUUUUUCUUUCCCUAUUAAUUUGGUAUUUGUUAAAAUGUAUAUUUGAAUACUAUAUUUUUUGUUGAUGUUGUUGUGGUAUGAUAGUUUUAACAUCUGACAUUUUUUUUCUUGAAUUUAUCAUUUAAUGCCCAAGAAGUUUGUUUUCAUUUUAAAGCCACACCAAUUUACAGCUCCAAUACUUAGACUGAAUUUUAAGUCACAUCAAAUUCAUUUCUCAACUUUAUGUGGGUAGAUUACAUGUAGAAGGCAAGGCAAAGAGAAAUACUGGUACUUCCUUGCAGCUAUACAUUAGAAUAAGAAAUAGUAAUAGUAAAUUAUAUCUCUUAACUUUAAUUGCCUUCUAUGUAAAUUUACCAACAUAGAGAUAGAUAACAUUAUUAUUGCUAAUGCAUAUUUAGCAGAUCAACAACAGACACAAAGGUUUUCAAAUAAAUAAACCAAAAGUA